Molecule: messenger RNA, 1010 nt
Organism: Onychostruthus taczanowskii (white-rumped snowfinch)
Lineage: Eukaryota; Metazoa; Chordata; Aves; Passeriformes; Passeridae
Exons: 8
Coding region: 1-948 (315 amino acids)
Biological process (GO): immune response
Cellular component (GO): extracellular region
Molecular function (GO): growth factor activity; interleukin-12 receptor binding
Source: RefSeq, a predicted model, not a curated record
AUGCAGCGGGGCGGGAACGGCACCGGGAGAGCCGGCAGCGGCACCGGGAACAUCGGGAAUAACUCCGGGAAUAACUCCGGGAAUAACUCCGGGAAUGCCCGGUGCCUCAGCCGCUCCCGGGAGCUGCUGGAAGCCGCCAACGCCGCCCCGCAGCGGCUGAAGGAAUCCAACACCCUGGGAUUUGAGUGCACCCUUGAGGAGGUGGAUCUGCAGGACAUCACUGAGAGCCAGAUGAACACCCUCAGAGCCUGCACAGCUGAGGAUCCAGGGCCUGGAAAUUGCCCCACCCUGGAAAAAUCAACUUUGGAUGAGGGAAAAUGCCUGCAGGGCAUCUCUGAGGACGUGAGAGCCUACAGGGCACAGCUGAGGACCCUCCCCGACCCCCAGCUGCUGGCAGCUCUCGAUGGGAUGAUGGAGGCCCUGGGCAGCAGCAGCGGGCGGGUUCGGGAGGCGCCGCUGGGAUCAUCGGGAUCACCGGGAUCAUCGGGAUUGGGAUCAUCAGCAUCGGGAUCGUCGGGAUCAUCGGGAUUGGGAUCAUUGGGAUCAUCGGCAUCGGGAUCCAUCGGGAUCGUCGGGAUCAUCGGGAUUGGGAUCAUCAGCAUCGGGAUCGUUGGGAUCAUCGGGAUUGGGAUCAUCGGGAUUGGGAUCAUCGGGAUCAUCAGCAUCGGGAUCAUUGGUAUCAUCAGGAUUGGGAUCAUCAGGAUUGGGAUCAUCGGCAUCAGGAUCAUUGGGAUCAUCAGGAUUGGGAUCAUCGGGACCGUUGGGAUUGGGAUCAUCAGGAUCACCAGGACUGGGAUCAUCGGGACCGUUGGGAUUGGGAUCAUCGGGAUCAUCGGACUGGGAUGGGCGCCGUUCCCGGAGCGGCUGCGGCUCUGCGGGGUCCUGCAGGCUCUGCGCGUCCGCAGCGUCACCAUCUGCAGGGUGCUGAGCUUCCUCAGCUCCCCCUGAGCCCGGGAAUCUCCCACUGAGCAUCCCACGGAAUUCCCACGAGCUGUUUUUAGGGAGUUGUG